AACACUAAGACAAAAACAACUUUCUUCUCUUCUUUGUUCUUCAUUGGCGCGCAAUGGCUCAAAAUGAUAGGAAUACAAAAAUCGCACAAAAGGCUUUUGAAAUAGUCGAUAAUGUGUAUGGUAAGUCCCACAAAAUUACCCCUAACCCAUAUGUUCCUAGAAACGAGCUUCCUUCUUAUUUUAACCAAAAUUCCUACGAAUAUGGUGGUCCAAAAUCUUAUAUUGUAAAAGAGGCAACUAGUACUAUUACUGCUCGUCGAGUCAUUUAUCAGUCUUCUUAUGAGUCAACUAUAGAAAAGCCAAUUUUUUAUCAUCCCACGGCUCGUACUCAAUACUUCAGUGGUGCCCGUCCUUUUAUUGGCCAUGUUGACCGGUUUGAGAGGCCGAAAGAACGGGCUAUUAGCUGCGAUGAGGCGGUCCAGCGCUAUGGAGGGGUGCUUAUAAAGGAAUUUCGUAAAUAAGCGGGAUAAAACGUAAGCUAUGUUGAAAAUGUAAUAAAUUAUAAGAAGUAUGAUAGUUUUUAUUUUUCUGCCUUCGGAAAAAGUGCAAACCAAGACAUGUGUUUGUUACUUAAAAUAAGGUUUAGAUCGUCACUAAGUGUUGAGGUCUGCUAUGUAUUAUAAGUAAUAUAAGUUGAAGUUUAAUAUCUAAUUGAGAUAACUCGUUAAAGUUUAUAUGCUUUUCUAGUUAAUGUAAAUUUGUAUGGCUUAACUCCUCCAAAGAUUUUUAAGUAUGUAAGUUGAAACACGUGAAUGUAGGUUCUACGAAUGUGUUAACGACGUAUAUCUACAGUGGAUACUCAUAUACUUGAUCUUAAAUUUUGCACAAGUAUCUGCUCUACAAAAUUUGGAA
This is a messenger RNA of Arabidopsis lyrata subsp. lyrata, 852 nucleotides long. RefSeq lists its product as uncharacterized. The transcript has a single exon. The record is from RefSeq and is a predicted model, not a curated record. Lineage: Eukaryota; Viridiplantae; Streptophyta; Magnoliopsida; Brassicales; Brassicaceae. The coding region runs from base 54 to 461 and encodes 135 amino acids.